Messenger RNA from Ornithorhynchus anatinus (platypus), 7329 nucleotides. RefSeq names its product potassium voltage-gated channel subfamily Q member 5 (gene KCNQ5). Gene Ontology annotation, biological process: transmembrane transport; potassium ion transport. The record is from RefSeq and is a predicted model, not a curated record. Gene Ontology annotation, molecular function: voltage-gated potassium channel activity. The transcript is spliced from 14 exons. Bases 289 to 3030 code for a protein of 913 amino acids. Gene Ontology annotation, cellular component: membrane. Lineage: Eukaryota; Metazoa; Chordata; Mammalia; Monotremata; Ornithorhynchidae.
GGCCGGGGGUGGGAGACAGAGGGGUGCUGUCACCCCGAAAAGCCAGGCUGUGACCCCCAGGACCGGCCGGGGUCACUGUUGGUCGGUCCUGCCUUGGCAUUUUCCGCCUCUCCCAGGGCUCCUGUUGGAAAUUGGGACUGGUCUCUUCCCUCCCCAGCAGCAGCAGCAGCAGCAGCAGCAGCAGCAGCAGCAGCACCACCUCGUCCUCCCGGUCGUCGGCCCGGGUGCCCUGGUCCCUGCCCCCGGUGGUGCCGGUGCCGCCGCGCUCCCCUUGCCCAUGGUGAUGCCAUGCCCCGCACCCUCGGCGGGGGAGAGGAGGGCGGCUCCGCCGGGCUCUGGGUGAAGAGCGGCUCGGGGGUGGCGGGGGGCCGGGGCCGCCGGGGUCCCGGCAUGAAGGAUGUGGAGUCCGGCCGCGGCAGGGGGCUGCUGACCUCGGCCGCCCGAGGGGACGGCUUGCUGCUGCGGGAGAACCGGCGGGGCAAGCAGGGCGCCCGGAUGAGCCUGCUGGGGAAGCCGCUGGCCUACAACAGUAGCCAGAGCUGCCGGAGGACCGCCAAGUACCGCAGGGUGCAGAACUAUCUGUACAACGUGCUGGAGAGGCCCCGCGGGUGGGCGUUCAUCUACCAUGCCUUCGUGUUUCUCCUUGUCUUUGGUUGCUUGAUUUUGUCCGUGUUUUCCACCAUCCCAGAGCACACAAAAUUGGCCUCCAGUUGCCUCUUGAUUCUGGAGUUUGUUAUGAUUGUCGUCUUUGGUUUGGAGUUUAUCAUACGUAUCUGGUCUGCGGGUUGCUGUUGUCGAUACAGAGGAUGGCAAGGAAGAUUAAGAUUUGCCAGGAAACCAUUCUGUGUUAUAGAUACUAUUGUUCUGAUUGCUUCAAUAGCAGUUGUUUCUGCAAAAACUCAGGGUAACAUUUUUGCCACAUCCGCACUCAGAAGCCUUCGCUUCCUUCAAAUUCUCCGUAUGGUGCGCAUGGACCGAAGAGGAGGAACUUGGAAAUUAUUAGGCUCGGUUGUUUAUGCUCACAGCAAGGAAUUAAUCACAGCCUGGUACAUAGGAUUUUUGGUUCUUAUUUUUUCAUCUUUCCUUGUCUACCUGGUGGAAAAGGAUGCAAACAAGCAGUUUUCUACUUACGCGGAUGCUCUUUGGUGGGGCACGAUUACACUGACAACGAUUGGCUAUGGAGACAAAACUCCUCUAACUUGGCUUGGAAGAUUGCUCUCUGCAGGGUUUGCACUCCUCGGCAUUUCUUUCUUUGCCCUACCUGCUGGCAUUCUUGGCUCAGGAUUUGCAUUAAAAGUACAGGAACAGCAUCGACAGAAACAUUUUGAGAAAAGAAGGAAUCCAGCUGCCAGUCUAAUUCAGUGUGUAUGGCGUAGUUAUGCGGCUGAUGAGAAGUCGGUUUCCAUUGCUACUUGGAAGCCUCAUUUGAAGGCCUUGCAUACCUGCAGCCCUACAAAGAAAGAACAAGGAGAAACUACAAGCAGCCAGAAGCUAAGUUUUAAAGAGCGUGUGCGGAUGGCUAGCCCCCGGGGUCAGAGCGUUAAGAGCAGACAGCCAUCGGUCGGAGAUCGCCGGUCCCCAAGCGCGGACAUCACAGCCGAGGGCAGCCCCACUAAAGUGCAAAAGAGCUGGAGCUUCAACGACCGAACCCGCUUUCGGCCAUCUCUUCGUCUGAAAAGUUCUCAGCCAAAACCAGUAAUAGAUGCUGACACUGCUCUUGGAACAGAUGAUAUAUAUGAUGAGAAAGGAUGUCAGUGUGAUGUAUCAGUGGAAGAUCUCACCCCACCCCUUAAGACUGUCAUUAGAGCCAUCAGAAUUAUGAAAUUUCAUGUUGCAAAAAGAAAAUUUAAGGAGACUCUGCGUCCAUAUGAUGUGAAAGAUGUCAUCGAACAGUAUUCCGCUGGACACCUGGAUAUGUUAUGUAGAAUUAAAAGUCUUCAAACGCGAGUUGACCAAAUUCUUGGAAAGGGGCAAAUCACAACGGAUAAGAAAAACCGUGAGAAGAAUACUGCAGAGAAUGAGGCAACUGAUGACCUCAGUAUGUUGGGACGGGUUGUCAAAGUCGAGAAACAGGUACAGUCCAUAGAAUCAAAACUCGACUGCCUACUAGAUAUAUAUCAACAGGUCCUGAGGAAAGGCUCAGCCUCAGCCCUGACUUUGGCUUCAUUUCAAAUUCCACCUUUCGAAUGUGAGCAGACAUCCGAUUAUCAAAGUCCCGUGGACAGCAAAGACCUGUCUAAUUCCGCCCAAAACAGUGGUUGCUUAUCCAGAUCGGCAAGCGCCAACCUCUCCCGAGGCCUACAGUUUAUACUGACGCCAAAUGAGUUUAGCACUCAGACUUUCUAUGCUCUUAGUCCCCCUAUGCAUAGUCAAGCCUCCCAGGUGCCAAUGAAUCAAAACGAUGGACCCGCGUUGGCAGUCACCAAUAACAUUGCAAACCAAAUAAACCAGGCGGCCAAGCCAGCGGCUCCAACGACGUUACAGAUCCCGCCUUUCCCAUCCAUCAAGCAUAUUACCAGGCCUGAGCCUAUUCAAAUCAGCCCUGCGUCCAUGCAGGAUAGUAUCCCAGACAUCACCGCCUGCCUUGUUGCCUCAAAGGAAAGUAUUCAGGUCGCCCAGGCGAACCUGACCAAGGAUCCUUCUUUGAGGAAAAGCUUUGACACGGGAGGGGAAACUCUGUUAACGGUUCGGCCGGGGGCCCAGAGGGACCUGGGCAAGUCGCUGUCGGUACAAAACCUGAUCAAGCCGGCCGAGGACCUGAACGUCCAGCUUUCAGGGAGUGACUCGAGCGGCUCCAGGGGCAGCCAGGAGUUCUACCCUAAGUGGCGGGAGGCCAGAUUGUUUAUAACUGACGAAGAGGUGGGGACGGCGACCGAAACGGACAUCUUGGAGGGCGUCUCUCAGCCGGCCGUGGAAACGGUUUUCUCUUCUGACUCUCUGAGGACUGGAAUGUCGAGAUCAUCUCAAAGUAUCUGUAAGGCCGGGGACGGUGCCGACGCACUCACCCUGCCUCACGUCAAGCUUAAAUAAUGUCUUGGUUUUCUUUCUAGGCUUAGUAAUUCCUUUAGCCAUACAUAUCAUUGCAUGAACUGGUCUGACAGCCCUUUAGAAAAAGAUCAGAUUUCAAGAAUCGGGAAGAAAAUGGAAGGCAGUUGAAUGAGCCCAUUAUCUUCUAAUUGCAUGAAAAUGCAUGUUUAAGGGAUGGCAAAAAUUCCAAGUUCCACUACAUUAACCCAUUCAUUUACAGAGGUACACAAGCUAAAAAUCCUGGGACACCUACCCCCCCGAGACUGCGGCGUGUGGGAAAAAGCCAAGAUUUGAACAUUCGAAAACGCUGGUUUGACCGCGGUGCAGAAGCAAACGUCUUGAAAUGCUAAGCACUUUUGCAUCUGGGUUAAUUACACGAUGUCUUUCCAGAAUUAGGUGAUAGUUUAUGUUUACAACAGAAGUACUAUCUACAGCUGCUAGCAAGGUACCACGUACUAUGGGGUUAGAAAUGGCUGCUAGUUGCAAGGUACACAUGUCAACUCAUUACUCAACUUAUUUUAUUACUAACAUAUUAGAACGUUUAUUUCUGUAUAUUUUGGGUGAUUUGGUGUUGUGGAAACUCAUUUUGCACACCACUGUCAGUUGUUCUUUAUGACAAGAACAUGCUUUUAUUCUGAAGCGAGCGAACGCAAAUAAGGUCCAGGGCUAGGGGUCGGUUGGGGAAGGGAGCUAGGGGGAAGGAAGUCGAAUUCUCCUGGGGAGGCUGGAAGUGAGAAGGAACUGUCCCUUGACCGUAUCUACACUUCUGAAAACCCUACCCCAGUCGAUUGAAGCAUUUCAGCAACCCAAGGUUCUGGGGAAGAGGAGGUGUGGCUUUGAGUGAAAACCUGGUUAUUCCUCCCCUCAGGCUAGGAGUGCUAAUGUCAGGAAAGCUGGUGUGGGACAGCACAAGAGAGAUAUGAAAAUUACAAUGGGAAUGAGGUGGGAAAAGGUGAAAGGAAAAAGAAACCACCCAAGGAAAGGAAAAAUAUGAAGAAGAGAGGAAGCCUCGCUCCAAGACAGCAAGGAGGAGACAGAGGUAAAAAGAAAACCAAAAAAAAUUGGGAAAAGCUGAAAACAAAAGGUUGAAUAGGGCUGCCAGCCCAUUCUUGCCCUCCUACAAGGGGUUCUACACAGCGCUCUAACUUUUCCUAUUUAGAAAUAUUUUCCCUCUUGAAUCGAGCAAGUGUCCAGGAAACGGUUUUUUAGAUCAAUCUAAAACCAAGUCCCUUUGGGUUUGGUAGAACAUCACAAAGUGAUUGGCUGAAUUAGGAGAAUUUUGAUAAUCUGGCAUGAGACUCUAAAGGUGGAAUCCUAGCAGAGUGGAAGAGAUUGAAAACGAAAAAGCAGAGAACAACAGAGAAGGACAGACUGACUCAGGGGAGGAAACAAAAUUGAAAAAGCCAUUAGCCCCUAAAAUGCGCCUUAUGAGUCGCAGGUGGCAAAUGCUACUUGCAGAAAAUCAAUUCGUAUUGCCCACAGUAGCAAACGGAAUUGGGGAAGCCUCACACCAAAGGUACAAUAACAAAACCAACUAAAUUAGCCAAGGAAAGAAGAGAGCGGGCCAUGUCAACAUUUGUAAAGCACAAACAGCCUUUCAAGGUGAUUAUUUCCUAUUUUUCCUUGAAAUCUGUGACCCGUCCCCCAACCAUCUCUUCCCCAGCUGUGGAUUUCACAGACAUUGUAAAAUUGUACUUCUUUCCCUUGGCUCCUUUUGCCCCUCUCUUCCCAAUGCCUGUUCCGUUUAAUUUAGCUGAAAUAGCUACUUUCUUUUGAACUCCAUUUGACCUUAACCAGACUUCAAUUCCCUCCACACCCCAACGAAGCCAGAGCUCAAUUAUCCCCAAAUGCCUACCACAGUGCCAGGCGCUGAAUAGGCUCUUAACGAAGAUUAAUUGAGGAUGAGGGCAAGAGGGAGAAGGAGGAGGAAAAGGAGGAGGAGGAGGAUGAAGAAGAGGAGGGGGUAAGAGGAAGGCGUCAGAGAAGAAGGAGGAAGAGGAGGAGGAUACCCUCUGCCACCUUAUCUUGAAACUCCAAUUCUGCAACCUCUCCCCUGACUCAUGAUCAGACUAGCCUGAUUCAUUCCUCACUGGCAGCAAGAAUUCUGAAUGUAUGCGGAUAUGACCCGGGGGCUCCCCCUGAGCAGUUCUGGGAAAGGCAAGAAAUCCUAAUUUGGGAUUUAGGCUAUGUGAAGUCACUUCGGUCUUAAUCAUGGCAAAAUGCUGUAAACUGUAUUGUGAAGGACUUGAACUAUUUACUCUGAAUGCAUUAUCAUUUCCGCCUCCACCUUUCUUUUACACAAGAAUUCUCAUACGUUACACGAUAGCUAUGUUUUGCAAAACUAGCCCCAUACUGUCGUAUAUGUCGUGUGAAUGUCUCUGAUUUAUGGAAGAUGAGCUUUGUUCUCAGGGAUUUGCCAGAACAAAGCCCAGUUGGUAAAUUUGGGAAAGGUGUCUUGAAGCACAAUUAGCUGAGCACUUGAAUAGCCAUGAGAUUUUCUCUAAAUUCGUAUUUUCUUACCUUCUUCAGAAUGUAUGUCUAGCCAUGCUGAUGCUUAGCUGCAGAAAAUAAUUUGUGUGAGGUUGAGUAAGGUUUGUGAAAUUCUCGAAUCACCUCUCUGAAUGUUUGCAUUUUGUCUGGCCCAGCCAGGAACUGUACAAGGUACAAAAUCUUUGUCAAAUCUUUAAGGUUGGCCUUUGUCCAGUGCUUUUAAGGUGCCUUUCUCGCUUCGUGCUGACUCUCAUCGGCUUCAUCAUCAUCAAAGGUAUUUAUUGAGUGCUUAUUAUGUGCAGAGCACUGUACUAAGCGCUUGAGAGAGUACAGUACAACGGAGUAGGUAGGCUUGUUCCCUGCCCACAACGAGCUUUACUACUCGGAGAGUUCUCAGUCUUUAAUUUGGAAGGUUUAGGCACAAAGAAUGCAUUAUUCUGAAUUCAUCAUCAUUUCUGCCUCUGGUUUUCUUUUACACAAAGAUUCUAAUCCCAGUUAUCAUGGAAGAUCCAACAAGUAUGAAGAGCACUGGGUGAAUGGCAACCAACCUACUAAACCCACAUUAAAGUUCUCCUUUCAUUCAACAAGAAGGCAUCACAAAUUGACUUUUAUCUGGUUUGAAGUGUAUCUCCCAGAUCUUGGCAUUGCUUUAAAUGUCGUCCUGGUGUUCCCUUGCUUUGUUUUGUUUAUUGUAACUUUGUAUCCAUAAAUGAGCAGUUCUAAAGAUACUAUAUAAAAAUGGAAUGGUCUCUUUCAUAUAAAACAAACAAAUCAGGAAUACUGUACCCUUGCUGGGUCACUACAGAAAAUUCUGGUAAUUUGGUUUCCUUUUCCAUUCGCAUGGUGUUUUUUUUGUCUGUUUAAAGCAAGAAUUUUCAUAUUACAAUUGAGUCAACCAGAACCAUCUGCAGUAAUUAUCCAAGAAAAUGUUUUUGACAGGGCCAGCUUCAGACAUUUGGCUGGCCAAGAGGAGGAAGUAUUUGCCACUUAUUCCCGUUCCAUACGACAUCAUCCGUUGGUGCCGAUAGCAUUCGCGGCAUUCUGAAUCACUUCGGCAUAUCAUGCUGCAUGUACAGAGAGCAAAAGGUAAUGAUGACAUGCAGAAGCCCACUUGAACCCCCAGUUGGAGUGUUUGGGGGACCCCGACCCACCCCCGUCAUUCCAGGGUUAUCGUGUUUCUCCCCGACCCCAGGUCCCUGGUAACACAGGAGCCUCUUUCACUUUGGGCUGAGCACUUUAAAAUGUUUAACCACCACUGUGCCUGUCCCCCCUAAUAUUAUGCCUGAGCUGCUGCUUCCGCCCUAGCAGGCCAUCACCUCCUCUCCGACAUUGCCCCGCAAGGCGGUUGCCUACCUGGCUUACUGUCUGAAGCUGGUCCUGGCUUUUGAGGGAAAUCGUUCUUUUUUGUGUGUCAUCAGCAGAAAUUUUCCCAUCGAGUAAUGUUCCUUGGACCUUACAUUCAGUCUGACGAUUGGAAGCCCCAAAUACAUAAGGAAUGUCUAAGUCGUAGUUGACUGAUAGAGAAUAAAAGAUAAAGAAUGUUUUGGGACAUCAGUUAUGUUCAUGUUCAACAGUGAAUUGAUAUCCUUGCACUAAGGACUUAUUUCAGUUAUCCCAUAAAUGGAAAUACCUUCUAUUUCAAAGUCAAUACAGUGUUUUAGGAUAUUCAGUAGAGAUUCACGCUAAUAGUCACAGUGCGGCACCAUUAUGUUUGGGGGAAAAUCUUAUGUCAAAUAAUAGUACUUUUCACUUAAGCAGAGUUUUCAUCUUCAAACCUGUUCCAACCUUCAAUAAAAGAAAGUCUGUCCAAUA